This is a messenger RNA of Blumeria graminis f. sp. triticale, 930 nucleotides long. The record is from the annotation of a GenBank genome assembly. NCBI's taxonomy places the organism in Eukaryota, Fungi, Ascomycota, Leotiomycetes, Helotiales, Erysiphaceae.
AUGGCAUGCGUUGUCGCGUUUUUCCUGAAGACGUCAGCCUAUUCAUUAUCUGUCAAUCAAAUAGUUUUAGUUGCCAAUAACCCAUAUGAGUCAAUGUACAAAAUCUACGAUCCUAUAGAAAGUAAAUUCCCUACAGUUAAUGGCGAUAUAAAACAAACCGACGUCGAGGUCAAAGACUUGGGUACAUAUAUUUCGGUCUAUUGUUCAAAGACAUUGAAAAGUCGAGAUAUUUUCGACAAAGUGGGUCGCGAAAUGGUGGAUCUAAAGCUUCAUCUACAAAAUAACCUUUUUCCUCCUGCUGAUAUACUUCACCAAUGCUUGGAUACCUUGGCCAACUUGGACAAUAGACUACAUAACAAUUAUCUUCCAUCACUUUUUCAACGCAGUAUUCCCUGGUCAAAAAUUGAUAGCUAUUAUUGUCCUCCGAAGAUUGUGGCUCAAUUAGCCCUAAAGUAUGGUCUCACUGUGGUUGGAAAAUAUAAAAACCUCUUCCCGACAAACAAUGAAAAAGGAAUAACCAUAGACGCUGAUAAGCAAUUUCAUCUCUGGGAAUUAGUUAAUGACGGCGUAGCUUUUCGAGGUAGGAAUUGGUCGACAAAUUCGGUGGCGCUUGCUUGGUAUCAAGGACAACCACACCUAUUCCAAUGGAGAGAAGAACACGGCUGGCUCCCUCUCACCCUGAUAGGCGCGGAGCAUCAGAACGCAGCCAUGCUUUAUUAUUACGUGCUAGGAGACAACCACGAAAUCUGGAAUACCCACAAUCAUCUGUCCACAAAAAUCAAAAACAUCUUGAAAAGUGCGCAAUGGCAGGAACACGAAAAGCGCGUAAUCAGUCAAGUAGUUUCAGGGAGUCGGCACUCACAUUUAAACCUUGAGACAGUCCAGGGCAGGCUUGAAUCUAUUAGGCCAAUUGGCAGUAUAGGCGCAUAG